This is a messenger RNA of Bacillus rossius redtenbacheri, 3268 nucleotides long. RefSeq names its product sodium-independent sulfate anion transporter-like. Gene Ontology annotation, molecular function: sulfate transmembrane transporter activity. Gene Ontology annotation, cellular component: plasma membrane. Lineage: Eukaryota; Metazoa; Arthropoda; Insecta; Phasmatodea; Bacillidae. The transcript is spliced from 12 exons. Bases 104 to 2167 code for a protein of 687 amino acids. Gene Ontology annotation, biological process: transmembrane transport. The record is from RefSeq and is a predicted model, not a curated record.
UAGUCUCAGUAGUCCCGCCCUAGACCGAGUGCGUCGCUCGGUGAUCGCGGGAGACGGGAAGUGCGCUAGCCACCGUGACAACACCUCCGACAUCCGUCCCGACAUGUUCCACUACAAGCCGCCGAUGAGGUCGUCAGUGCGCAUCACGCAGGACGACGUCAUGAAGCAGCCGUCAGGGGUGGACAACCCCGGCUUCCAGGAGACGCAGGAGGCGGUGGCCAACCUGUACAUGACGGAGCGCUACAUGCGCUGCCCGGACACCCCCACCAUCGGCGUGUUGCGGCGCCCGGCGCUCAUGCGCUACGGCAGCACGGACGACAUACUGGCCAAGAUGGAGGAGGACCGCAAGCUGACCAAGGACCGCAUCAGAGACGUGCCCGCGUGGUUCUGCCGCAAGGCGCGCGCGCUCUUCAGCAGGAAGACGCUCAACAAGCGGCUGCCGGUGCUGUCCUGGCUGCCGAGGUACAACGCCCAGGACGCCGUCGGAGACCUGGUGGCGGGGCUGACGGUCGGCCUCACCGUCAUACCGCAGUCGCUCGCCUACGCCAACAUCGCCAACCUCCCCGCGCAGUACGGGCUGUACAGCUCCUUCCUCGGGUGCUUCAUCUACAUCGUGCUGGGCAGCUGCAAGGACGUGCCUAUGGGCCCCACGGCCAUCAUGUCGCUGCUGACCUACCAGACGACCAAGGGCCGCGACCCGGCCUACGCCAUCUUGCUCUGCUUCCUCAUGGGCUGCGCGCAGGUCCUCAUGGCGUUGCUUGGACUAGGUUUCAUAAUAGACUUCAUCUCGGGGCCGGUGUCGUCCGGCUUCACGUCGGCCGCGGCGCUCAUCAUCUUCACGUCGCAGGUGAAGGACGUGCUGGGCAUCAAGGCGUCGGGCACCACCUUCGUGGACAUGUGGGUCAGCCUGGGCAGCAACCUGGGCGACACCAAGCUGUGGGACUCCGUCAUGGGCGCCGGCUGCAUCGUGGUGCUGCUGCUCAUGAGGAUGCUGACCUCGGUGAAGAUAGGCCCCAAAGAAGAGGAAAACCAGACUCGGUUUCACCGGGUCGUUAACAAAGCCUUAUGGUUGAUAGGCACAUCGCGAAACGCCAUAUUGGUGGUUAUCGGAGGAGUUAUCGGCUUUUUGACGACGCAAGACACCGGCUCUACUCUUACCAUUAUAGGGUACAUCCCUGCCGGACUGCCGUCCUUCCAGCCGCCGCCCUUCAGCCACGCGUCGGACAACUCGACGGCGAGCUUCCUGGACAUGGCGUCCUCGCUGGGCUCGGGACUGCUGGUGCUGCCCCUGGUGGGGCUGCUGGAGAACAUCGCCGUCUGCAAGGCUUUCUCGACGGGCAAGGCGGUGGACGCCACGCAGGAGCUGUUCGCCCUGGGCAUCAGCAACAUCGGCAACUCCUUCGUGCAGGGCUUCCCCGGCACGGGCGCGCUGUCCCGCUCCGCCGUGCAGAACUCCAGCGGGUCCCGGACCCCGCUGACCGGACUGUACACAGGAGCCGUGGUGAUCCUCGCCUUGCUGUUCUUCACGCCAUACUUCUCGUACAUACCCAAGGCCUGCCUCGCCGCCAUCAUCAUAGCAGCGGUGAUAUUCAUGGUGGAGGUGCACGUGGUCGUCCCCAUCUGGAAGACCAAGAAGAUGGACCUUCUGCCCGGCGUCGGCACGUUCAUCGCCUGUCUCGUGCUUCCCUUGGAGAUCGGCAUCGUGGUCGGCAUCGCCAUCAACAUCCUGUUCAUCCUGUACCACACGGCGCGGCCCAAGAUAAGCAUCGAAAUGUCAUACACGAACGGGGGCGUGGAGUACCUCCUCUUGACUCCUGACCGCUGCCUCAUCUUCCCGUCGGUGGACUACAUGCGCAACCUGGUGAUGAAGCAAAGCAUGAGGCAGAACCUGCCCGUCGUCAUCGACUGCUCGCACAUCUACAGCGCCGACUACACGGCCGCCAAGGUCACCGAGUGCCUGCUCUACGACUUCUCCAUCAGAAAGCAGGCGCUUUUCUUCUUCAACGUGAAGCCCAGCGUGCUGGCCGUGUUCAAGGGACUCCAGCCCCAGGGCUUCGUGGUCUUCUACGUGGAAGAAGAGCUGGAUGAUCUCAUUAAAGAGUACAACAAGUCCCUGGCGGAGACGGAGCAGGCCCAGGAGACGACCAUCGCCAUCAGCAGCAGCUGAGGCGGUUAGUUCCAGAGGCGCCGCUGGGCGUCCGUCGCAGCACUAGUCAUCGCGGUCGCCUCGGGGUUGGCGGGUCCUCGGGGUCGGCGGGCGGGGGGAGGGAGGCGACCCCCCUCCCCCCCAACUUCCCCCCCGCGGGCCCAGGGGAGCGCCACGUCGUCGCGGAACUGAAGCGCCUCCUUCGGCGACUGCCGUCCACGGAAAGAGGGCCGCCGUGUUAUUUAUGUCUCGCGCGAAAAUCUUCGCGCCGUCCGUCGGUGAUACGUUACCACUGCGCUCAGAGCCGUCGAGAGUAACCAAAGGAUUUCCAGGGGAAAAAAAAUUCAAUUAAAUUAAUUAAGAGGCCACUCCAGUGUUUCAGGGGCACUACGCAACCCGCGUUAACCUUAUAAGAUUCAAUGCUAUUUUCAUUUUGCUUAUAACUAAUUAACUAAUGUAGAUUUCGAAAUGAUGCUUGCUUGAUAUGUAAGGCAACGAUGCUCUCAUCAAAGCCCCUUUCUUCAAAAACGUGCAUAAAUUAUGGUUUUAUACUAAUCUUUACUAAUAUCCAUAAGUGUAUUGUCUAGGUUUGAACCAUAAUUUAUGUUUCUAUGAGUCUACAAGGAUCUAGCAGGUUACGAUUUAUACAUGGCUGCGAGACCGCAUGGCUAAAAGGCUGCGUGGCUACGAAACUACAUGGCUAUGUAGCUACAUGGAUACAAGUCUACUCGGCUCAAAAUGACUGCAAGGCUACUUAGCUACAAAACCACUUGGCUACAAAUCUUCAAUUCUACGAGUCUACAAGACUCCUCCAACUGCCUACGAGUCUACAAAGCUCAAUCUACUCCAGCAGCAUUAUGUUAUAAGAUUACAAGACUACUUGUUUACGUAGCUACAAGUCUACGAGGCUCCCAGACAUCAUUACUAGGACCCAGGGAUUUACCCCCCACCCCCACCCCCCUUUUUUCUCUUUUUUUUCCAACUCUACCCUCUCGACGGCUCUAGGCAUGGAACAUAUAUUGUUCAUUGUAUGUUACUACAUGUUGUACAUAAAAUAACUGAGGGUUAAUUUAAUUAUUUCUUGUGAAAAAAAAGAUACAUUAAAUUAUGAAUGUUAAGAAA